Messenger RNA from Lactuca sativa (garden lettuce), 1284 nucleotides. RefSeq names its product ubiquinone biosynthesis COQ9-like protein. Lineage: Eukaryota; Viridiplantae; Streptophyta; Magnoliopsida; Asterales; Asteraceae. Gene Ontology annotation, biological process: ubiquinone biosynthetic process. Gene Ontology annotation, cellular component: mitochondrial inner membrane. Gene Ontology annotation, molecular function: lipid binding. The record is from RefSeq and is a predicted model, not a curated record.
GCUUUUAAACCGCUUCGUCUCCUACGCUUUUUAUUGCAGGAAAUGGCGCAACGUGGAACCAAGAAAUCCCCCAAAAUCAAACAAAACAGUCGCACACAUACACAGAAAUAGAAAACAAUCAAGCAUCCUCCCUCUUCUCUUCCUCGAUCCAUCUGUGUUCAUACCAAACCAUUGCAAAUGUAUCGAUCGGCAGCGAAGCGGUUGCUUCCCUAUUCAUAUUUCUCUGUUAAACACUGCUUACAAACCUCUCGACUGCCAAUCACAACGCCUCGUCUUCGUUUUCGUUUUCUCUCGUCGACGACAUCCGACUCCCCUUUCCCGAAUGGCUUUAACACCAACACCAACACCACCACCUCAUCUUCGUCCACCCAAACAGAUGAAUUUCACAACCCUUCUGAUAGUGGUGCCUCUAGAAGAACACCACCUAGGGCUAAUUACGAAGAGGAACAAGCACGAGUCCUCGCAGCAUCUCUUCUUCACGUGGCUAGGUUAGGAUGGACUGAAGCAGCCAUGAUUGCAGGUGCUAGGGAUGUUGGUGUUUCCCCUUCCAUUGUUGGAGCUUUUUCACAAAAAGAAGGUGCCCUAGUUGAGUAUUUCAUGGACGAAUGCUUGAAAAAGCUUAUUGAUGCAAUCGACUCUGGUGAGUUACAAUUACAAGAUUUGGUACCAAGUGAACGCAUUGCAAAGCUGGUUAGAUAUCGCUUAGAAUUGCAAGCUCCAUACAUAUCAAAAUGGCCUCAAGCUCUAAGCAUUCAAGCACAACCAUCAAACUUCACAACAAGCUUUAAACAACGAGCAAUGCUAGUUGAUGAGUUUUGGCAUGCUGUAAGUGAUGAAGGAAAUGGUGUGGAUUGGUACCUAAAACGCACUGUUCUUGGUGGAAUUUACUCAACAACUGAAAUAUACAUGCUAACUGAUAAUUCCCCAGAUUUUAAUGAUACAUGGGUAUUCUUAAAUGAGAGAGUUAGAGAUGCAUUUGAUCUAAAGAAGACAUUUCAAGAGUUUUUCAGGUGAAAUAUUUUGCAGAAGCAGUGGGGGCAGGGGUGGGAGGGUCAUUUCAAGGGUUUAUGAAGAAAGGUUGUUAAGGAUUGAGAAUUUGAUGUUUGAAGGUUCUUUUUUAACUAUUGCUUAUCAUUUAUGUGACCCUAAAAAAUAAAGUUAUAUGCUUUCUUUGUGAGUUGUUAGAUUGUAAAUGGGGCAAUUGCAAAUAAUUACCCUACAAUUUCAAAUACCAUUUUAUAGUCGCUUCACAUAGAUUUACAUAAAAAGUCAUUUUUAUAGCCA